AUGAAAUUUGGCUCAAACUAUAUCCCUGAAGAACAUAUAAUAGUUAAAACUAAAUAUAGUUUUAUAUUUACAAAUUUACGUCCAUUUCUUCCUUAUCAUAUUCUUGUAUCACCAAUAUCUCAAAAACAAUUUCUUUCUGAUUUAUCUAAAGAAGAAUAUAUAGAUCUUUUUGAAUGUGUUCGUCUUUCACUAAAAUCUCUAUCUUUAUAUGGCACAUCUUUUACUGUUUCAUGCCAAGAUGGUAAAGAAGCAGGACAAAGUGUCCCACAUGUACAUAUACAUAUUGUACCUAGAAAUAAAAAUGAUCUAGAAGAUAAUGACCUUAUUUAUGCUAAGGGUGCACUAGAUAUUAUAAGAAGUGAUAGAACAUUUGAAGAAAUGGCAGAAGAAGCAUUAUUGCUAAGAAAAGAUUUUAGUAAAUUUUUUACCCAUUGUGAUGAUAAUUGA
This is a messenger RNA of Vairimorpha ceranae, 447 nucleotides long. RefSeq names its product bis(5 -adenosyl)-triphosphatase-like protein. The coding region runs from base 1 to 447 and encodes 148 amino acids. The transcript has a single exon. Gene Ontology annotation, molecular function: catalytic activity. NCBI's taxonomy places the organism in Eukaryota, Fungi, Microsporidia, Nosematidae. The record is from RefSeq and is a predicted model, not a curated record.